Betta splendens (Siamese fighting fish) is the source of this 3181-nucleotide messenger RNA. RefSeq names its product formin binding protein 4 (gene fnbp4). The transcript has 17 exons. Gene Ontology annotation, molecular function: protein binding. Bases 82 to 2742 code for a protein of 886 amino acids. NCBI's taxonomy places the organism in Eukaryota, Metazoa, Chordata, Actinopteri, Anabantiformes, Osphronemidae. The record is from RefSeq and is a predicted model, not a curated record.
UUUCGAGUCAGCUCGAAGGAGGAGAAUAGCCGCAACAACGACGCCCGUAAAGGAAGCAGGCCCUCAGAUAGAUACACUCUGAUGGGGAAGAAAAGUCGCGUCACAGGAGGAGCAGUCGGUCGAAGAACGAUUUUACAGCUUUCACCCCCUGGACUGCGUGGCGGGAAUAGCGGAGAGAGGGAAGACGCGCCCUCGGGGUCUGAUGAAGAACAAGAAGGUGAUGCACACAGAAUCGUGAGACGCACAGCGAUGAAGGCUCCCACAGUAAAGGCCACGGAGGGUUUAUCCCUGCUUGGAGCCUAUGAGGAUAGUGAUGAAGAAGAUGCGGGAGACUCUCAGCGUUCAGCCGCAAAUUCUCAACGCAACCAGCCUGCUGACAUUGAUAGUACGUUGGCCAACUUUAUGGCUGAAAUUGAUGCGAUCACUACUCAACCAAGUUCAGAGGAUGCAGCACCUCAUCCUUCAGCCGUUACAGCCACCCCACCCAGACCUGAGGCUAACACUCAGCAGUCAGCUCGUAAAGAUGGACAGGCUCAGCAAGGCACAGAGUUUGAGUACAAUACUCAGUACUCUUUAGCUGGAGUUGGUGUAGAGAUGGGAGACUGGCAAGAGGUAUGGGAUGCUGGUUCUGGCUGUUACUAUUACUGGAAUACUCUGACCAAUGAGGUGUCCUGGGAACUGCCAAACUGUCUAGCUGAUCAGGUGCAAAGCCUGGGACAGGGUGCCAACAGUGUCAAUGGCAAUGGUACAGCACAUGCUGGUUUUUACACAGAGGAAAGCACUGCAUCUGCUCCAGCGCCAACUACAGUGACCAAACCAAAGGAGGUGAUUGAGAGUGUUGUGGGUCUUACAAGCGAAGAGGAGGAGCGGCAUGGAGUGGCUGCAUCUCUGCUUUCUUCUCUGAUCCCUUCUGAAGUUAAAGAAGCAGAAGAUAAAUGGAGAAAAAGACUGCUGAAAUCUUUAGAUGACACAGAGGCUAGUUUGGAUUCUGAGGGGGAUGCAGCAAAAUCCCCUGCUGAACCUCUGCGUGACUCAGAAACAAUUACUACUGCCCCAAAAGAUCCUUGCCCCAAGAAGCCACCAGGGGAAAACUCAGAUGCUGAGGAGGAGACCGAGGAAGACACAGUAGAGCUAGAGCUGGCCCUGGAGAGAAAAAAGGCUGAGCUCCGGGCUCUGGAAGAGGGUGAUGUAAGUGCAGGGGGCUCCAGCCCUUCUUCAGAGACAAGCCAAGAUGCUGCUGGUCCUCGUGGUCUACUUAAGAAGAAAAGAUGGAAGACUGCCUUUCCCUGUGCUGCCAGCCCGGACUCUAACAGCAGAGGCUCAGACUUACAGGAGAACGCAGACACUGCACUUUCUAAAAUUCCAGAGAGUGUGGCUGAAGAUGAAGACAAGGAAAUCAAAAGUUCUGAGGAGAAAACACUUCCUCCAGUAAAAGAAGAAGUUGAAACACCUGAACUCAAGUUUCAGAUUGGAGAACUGGCUAACACAUUAACCAGCAAGAUGGAGUUCCUGGGGAUAAACAAAAAGGCCAUCUCAAACUUCCAGUUGCUUCUGCUACAAACUGAGACACGCAUCGCUGACUGGAGGGAAGGUGCUCUGAAUGGGGUCUAUCUUCGUCGCAGGCUGCAGGAAGCUGCUGAACACAUAAAAUAUUACGAACUUAACGCCACCCCAAAAGGCUGGUCCUGCCACUGGGACAGAGAGCACAGGCGGUAUUUCUAUGUGAAGGACCGGACUGGUGCCUCCCAGUGGGAUUUCCCAACAGAGGAGGACAAGGACGAGGACCCAAAAGGCAGCCAAGUUACCUCGACUCAGACUUCUGGCCAAGGGGACACUAAAGCAUUAUCUGCAUCUGGUGUCACAGGGUCUUGUGAACCCACUGCCCCAGCACCUCCUUCUCAACCUCCUGAGCCUCUUCAGCCCCCACAGCCCAGUGCAUUUUGGUCCCCAUCCCAGCCUCCCCUUCCUAACAGCCCCCCUCCCCCCCACAACUCCCCCCCUCCACCACCACUCCCCCCAGACUCACCACCACCACCACCUCCGCCUCCUGACAGCGAUAGUGAGAUAAUGGAGGUGGAGAUGGAAAUGGAUGAUGAUAAUGAUGCGGAGCCUCCAGCCCCUGGAACUGAGGAAGAUGGCAGCGGGAAGCCUCCUUUACCCCCAGGCACUGCCAGCAUGAAAAUUGUAGAGUCAUCUGGUCCCAUGGUGAAAGGGCAGAAACGUAAAGCAAACCAGAUGAAUAAAUCCAUUACCAUCGGAAGCAGUCCCAUUCUUUACACCCAACCUGUUGUCAACACAGGUCAUUUAAUGCCAGCAACUGCCUAUUGGGGUGUUCCAGCCGUUACUGCUCCUUUGGUCCCCUGUGAACCUCCCAUCCCACCUAUUCCAGCCCUACCUCCUCAACCGCCACUGCCACCAUCCCAGCCACCAUUUGAACCACCUGGACCCAAAGUUCUACCCAUAGACAAGACCAAGAAAAUAAAAAAGGAUAAGACCAAGAAGAGUAAGACCAAAAUGCCUUCCUUGGUGAAGAAGUGGCAGAGUAUUCAGAAGGAGCUGGAUGAGGAAGAGAAGAGCAGCUCCAGCGAUGAGGACAGGGAGCAACUUAACAAGAAGAGUAUUGAGGAGUGGAAACAACAACAGCUUGUGACAGGAAAAGCGUCGAAAAAUGCUAAUUUUGAGGCACUUCCUGAAGAUUGGCGGGAACGACUGAAGAAACGGAAAAUGAUGAACAGCACAUAACAUCUGGCCUCGAUCAUCAAAAAUAUUUUUAAAAUCCGCUUCAACCAAUACCAUAAUGUCAUUUGUUUUCAUGUGUAUUAUUCAAUGAUAUAUUGAUAUGUUGAAGUUUUCUACUAUUGUGAUGGAGAAUUUUGGAGCCUUUUACUAGCAGUCACUGCUGAGUUUGGCAGAUCCUACUUGUUUUUUUUUAGUUUUUUUUUUUUUAGUCACAAUUGUAAAUGUGCCAAAUGUGUUUAGUUCAUUAAGAAUAGUGUCGUCUUACUAUGACUUUAUGUAGAUGACCACAACAAUUUUUUUUGUGGGGGGGUUGUGUAUUUUAUUGAGCAUUUUACAGCUGUGUACAUAUAUUGUAAAAUGGGACAAGCCACGUUUUGGAAUGGGAGGGAACAUCACUGAACGUGUACAUUUUGUAAAAAGUUAUUAAACUGUUUUUCCACAA